Molecule: messenger RNA, 3458 nt
Organism: Eleginops maclovinus (Patagonian blennie)
Lineage: Eukaryota; Metazoa; Chordata; Actinopteri; Perciformes; Eleginopidae
Gene: trmt2b
Product: tRNA methyltransferase 2 homolog B
Exons: 2
Coding region: 481-1968 (495 amino acids)
Biological process (GO): RNA processing
Molecular function (GO): RNA binding; tRNA (uracil(54)-C5)-methyltransferase activity, S-adenosyl methionine-dependent
Source: RefSeq, a predicted model, not a curated record
CUAACGUUAGCUGGUUUCACAGCGAUUCGAUGGCCCACAAUCCGACACAAACCAGCGCCGAAAUACACGUUUAUUCGACGUACUUUUUGCCUGGUUAGUCGGAAACAGACGCUGGGCCUUCUCUAGGAAUUUUCUGGCUUUGUCCGGUUGGUUGUUGUUGACGGCAAUUAUGGCUAUUUUUAUGCACCGCUCCGCUUCGUCCUUGUUUGAGUCCAUCGCGACACAGCGGAAAUGUUUACUUACCCUGGGCCGCACAGAGAUGACGCCGAGACGUUAUUUGUCUCGUAAAUAAUACGUCACAGCAGUUUGAAACAACCAGCAUGCACUUUAUAAACGUCGGACAGAAAGUAUGUCUUUAAUCUGUCAUUUUUCAGGUCAGAUUGUUUCUUUAUUUCCGAUAUUUAGCUACGCUGAUCGUGUCCGUGUCACUAGCUGACCAUUGAGGCAGCCUAUGACAUCGAUACUUAUUUGAAAGUCAAAAUGGCUUUAGCAGCUGCACAAACCAGGUCAGUCAUAUUUAUCAAACGCAAUUACCUGCAUGCUUUGAGGAAAACCUGCCUGUGGUUUUCAACCAGUGACACGAUUUUAGCGGACGAGAGGAAUCCACCAUCAAAGACACAUUUGAGAAAAAGGCAAAAGAAGGCUACUUUGACUCAUCUGUCCUGGGAGGAAAGGUUGGCUGAUGCAGUCACCCCUCUGUGGAGGCUGAGUUAUGAUGAGCAACUUGAGCUCAAGCUAAUGCAUCAGGAAAGGAUCCUGUCUCAGCUGUCGGGGUAUCUUUCAGGUGAACUACAAUCACAGUCCUCAUUACCUGUCAGAAGUAAACUCAGCUUCCCUGUCUUGCCUGUUCUGCCAUCACCAGUUAGGGAUGGCUACCGCAACAAGUCUACCUUUUCUGUCAACAGAGGAGUGGAUGGGAAUCCAAAGACAGUUGGGUUUUACGUGGGCACAGGGAAGAAGGGAAACAUUGUCUGCGUCAACGGAGACCACCUUCUCAACAUGCCAGAGAAGCACAAAAUGGUGGCCAGAAGUUAUCAGGACUUUAUUCGCCUCUCUUUCCUGGAGCCCUGCCUGCUUUUCCACACUGGGGGUCACUGGAGAGAGAUCACAGUGAGGACCAAUGCAGAGGGCCACAACAUGGCUAUAGUAUACUUUCAUCCACAGACGCUGACCCCAGAAGAGGUGGCAGUGCAUAAGGCUGAGCUGGUGGAUUACUUCACAAGGGGGCCUGGAUCGGUCUGCCAGCUGGACUCGCUGUUUUUCCAGGAGAGCACCAUGACUCGCUGUACUCAUGAGCAAUCCCCCUACCAGCUCCUGCAUGGGCAGCCACACAUAUACGAGGAGCUGCUGGGAUUCAAAUUCCGCAUCUCUGCCGAUGCAUUUUUCCAGGUGAACCAGGCAGCAGCUGAGGUGCUGUAUAGCACAGUAAGACAACUGUGUAUCCCAAACCCGGAUGAAGGUGGGGAAAGGACACCAUUUGGUGGUAUUCUUCUAGAUGUUUGCUGUGGGACCGGUGCUAUCGGCAUUACUACAUCUCCAAGAGUGGACAGAAUAAUUGGUAUAGAGCUCGUACAACAGGCAGUGGAAGAUGCUCAACACAACGCAGCUCUCAAUAAUGUACUGAACUGUGAGUUUAUCCCUGGUAAGGCUGAGGUGGUGCUUCCUGGCCUUAUGUCUCAGUUGAGCUCUAAAGGUGGGGAACCUGUGGCAGCUGUGGUAAAUCCUGCACGAGCCGGCCUCCACUACAGAGUGGUCCGAGCUUUACGAAACCAACCUAAUAUCCGCAGGCUGGUCUAUGUUUCCUGUAAACCGGACGGGGAGGCUAUGCGGAACUUCAGGGAGCUUUGUUGUGCUCCUGACCUGACGAAAAAACUCACAGGAGAGGCGUUUUCUCCAACUCUGGCUGUGCCUGUAGACAUGUUCCCACACACUCCUCAUUGUGAACUGGUGCUACUAUUUGAGAGGUAGCAGAUGAUUUUGUUCAGAAGUGAGCUUUAAACCACACUCAUUUCUUUGUAGCUCUGAUGUGGAAUCAAAUAAGAAUUCCCUGUAUGCUAAAUAUAAUGGUUUUUUUUAUGGUGUACCAACACACAUGUUUUCUAUUUCUUUCUUGGUAAGACCUUCCUUCAGGACUGUGUUUUAUAUUUAAUUGCUCUUCCGAUAAAUGUUUUAGAACAUAAAAUAUCUGAAAAUUGAUUCCAAUAUAAUGUUGUCAAGGUGCUCGUUUCGCCCACCAACAGUUCAAACCUCAUAGUAUAUUUAACUUACAAUGAUUAAGAACACAGAAUAAAGUAAAAUCCUCACAUUUGAGAAGUUGGAGCCCGCAAAUGUUGUUGAUGAUUCAUGGGACCAAUUCAAAAGGUCAUUUAGUUACUGAGCUCUGCAUAGUCUUGUAUGUAAGGCUUUACAUGUACAAGAUGCCAGCUCCUAGAAACCACAACACCACAAUCCCUGUCAUUCACCCUUGACCUCAUAAAAUGAAAACCUCUGCAGAUCAACGUAGUCACUACAUGAGCUGUUUUCUGUUAGUUUAGACAUCAUACUACCUGUUGUACUGUUCUGAGAGAUUGUCUUUUAUUACAGCAGGUGAACAGUUGAAAGGUUACCUUAGAUAAGAUAAGAUAUACUUUAUUGAUCCCAAAUUGGUAAUUUUUUUGUCACAGCAUCAUGUAAGAUAAGGCUUUGCGCAUAGUUAGAAAUGAAAAAGAGUAGAAAAUAAACAAUUAUGCUUUAGAAACAUCUCAAAAUAGAAAAUACAACAUUACUAAAAAAGCAGAAAAUAUAGAAGUUGACCAUUGAGAUAAAAAUAAGUAAACUAUCUCACAAAACAAAAAAAACACUAUUGAAGGGCCAAACACUUUAUAAAAGUAUGAUAUUGUUUCCAUUACAGAGUUGAGUCGAUGCACUAUUACAGCGUGUGUAUCCAUUAUAACCCUCACAAACCUAACAUUUGCUAGAUCUGUUACAAUGGAUUUAUAAUAUUGUUAUAGAUGUUCCUAUUCUGUGUCCACCUUCUGUAAUAGUGAUUCUCUUUAUCUGCCCUGAAGUAGCUAUAUUUGUGCAACAGGUGGCGCUAUUACAACUUGUUAGUAGCCAUCCUUCUUGGAGACAUCCCAUUCAUUCCAGUUUACUAAAGGUCAAUAACAUAAUGAGUGUACAGUUGGAGUGGACCAAGUUUUUUCUAGAGAGUUUACCAGCGUUUAUGUGAGGUCAUACAUUGCAUCAAGGCGGCAUUGGCUUUUAGAUAGGAUGUUCUCUGAUCUCUUGAGUGAAGUCAUGGUAGGAUGAUGCUCAUGAGGGGUAAGCAUGAGGCUGGGAAAUUAACUUUUUUAAACGCAUCACUGCCAGGGGUCUGGGUUUAAACAGGCACAUACAUGUCCUUAUCAUAGUUGGGUUUACUAACUUUGGUUUAUUGAUAACAAUCAUGUGCUUGAGAAGUAAAAAGAUAUAUAUAUAUA